This is a messenger RNA of Punctularia strigosozonata HHB-11173 SS5, 156 nucleotides long. RefSeq names its product Tom7-domain-containing protein. The coding region runs from base 1 to 156 and encodes 51 amino acids. The record is from RefSeq and is a predicted model, not a curated record. Gene Ontology annotation, cellular component: mitochondrial outer membrane; mitochondrial outer membrane translocase complex. Lineage: Eukaryota; Fungi; Basidiomycota; Agaricomycetes; Corticiales; Punctulariaceae. The transcript is spliced from 4 exons. Gene Ontology annotation, biological process: protein import into mitochondrial matrix; protein insertion into mitochondrial outer membrane.
AUGCCAUCCGAAGAAACAAAGGAGCGCAUCAUUAAGGCCGUUGAGCUUGGCAAGACCGUCGUCCACUACGGAUGGAUACCCUUCAUCAUCUACGUCGGGUACACACGGAGUAACCCCCAGCCGUCUUUGAUCAAGCUGAUUAGUCCUUUGGCAUGA